Molecule: messenger RNA, 621 nt
Organism: Paraphaeosphaeria sporulosa
Lineage: Eukaryota; Fungi; Ascomycota; Dothideomycetes; Pleosporales; Didymosphaeriaceae
Product: RNA-binding domain-containing protein
Exons: 2
Coding region: 1-621 (206 amino acids)
Biological process (GO): mRNA splicing, via spliceosome
Cellular component (GO): spliceosomal complex; U2AF complex
Molecular function (GO): metal ion binding; pre-mRNA 3'-splice site binding
Source: RefSeq, a predicted model, not a curated record
AUGGCCAACUACCUCGCCUCCAUUUUCGGCACCGAGCAGGACAAGGUCAACUGCAGUUUCUACUACAAGAUCGGCGCGUGCCGCCACGGCGACCGCUGCUCGCGCAAGCACGUCAAGCCGUCGUACAGCCAGACCAUCCUGCUGCCGAACCUCUACCAGAACCCGCAGUACGACCCCAAGAACAAGAUGAACCCCCAGCAGAUGCAGAUGCACUUUGAUGCGUUUUACGAGGACAUCUGGUGCGAGCUGUGCCAGUACGGGCUCGUGGAGGAGGUCGUCGUGUGCGACAACAACAACGAUCACCUCAUCGGCAACGUCUACGUGCGCUUCAAGUACGAAGAAGACGCGCAAAAGGCCUGCGACGCGCUCAACUCCCGCUGGUAUGCGGGCCGCCCCAUCUACUGCGAGCUGUCGCCCGUCACCGACUUCCGCGAGGCCUGCUGCCGCCUCAACAGCGGCGAGGGCUGCGUCCGCGGCGGCUUCUGCAACUUCAUCCAUCGCAAGGAGCCGAGCCCCGAGCUCGACAGGGAUCUGGAUAUGAGCACGCGCAAGUGGCUCAAGGAGCGUGGCAGGGAUGAGAGGAGCAUGAGCAGGAGUCCCACGCCGCCGAUCAAGCGGUAG